AUGUUCCUCUUUGCCCAAAAACACAAGACCCCCGUCAGCACUUGCACUGACUCCUACUGCCUGCCAUGCUCUGUCAAAAAGACCAUCCAAGAGCAGGCUCCACUGCAGCUCUGGAAAGAAAACAAGUUUGUGAUGCAGGGAUUAACAAUGCCCCUGCAAAAUCUGGUGAGCCAAGGUCAGCCUGAGCAACUGAUUAAGGCAUCGAUGCAGGAGUACUACAGGAAUGCCAUUGACCCUGCUGGCUGGCCAGAGAAGUACAACACAGUUUUUUUCAACGAGGACAAAUACAUCACCUGGAGAAUGGGUCCCUACAACAGCACAGCCUGGAAUAAGCACUCCUUCUACCUCUCCCUCCUGCCCAAGGAGACAAGGAUGGAGACCUUCCUGCACAGCACACCUGUGCCAUGCCACCCAAAACCCACCUGCCUCAAUCAGUCCGAGAUGGAGGUGGCUGCCGUCAUGCUGCACAGGCUGUCACAGCUCUCACUGCUGUCCCUGCAGCCUGUGUACACCGUGAUGGGGAAGGGACCCUUCCAGGGCUACUACAGCCCCUGCUCUGGGCGCCACUACUGCCUGUGAGGGAUGGACUACUACAUCGAUGGGGCCCCUGCCGUCAGAAGGCAUCUCCGCAUGCUAGCAGAGAGGGCUGUAAGGAGUAUCCUGUGCUGCAGUUACAGCCCCAGAGCAAUGGUCUGUGCAUCUACACAUCACCCCAAGCCAUCCUCCCUGUACACAAGCCCUAGAUUCCGAGUGAUCGGAGAGAUUCAUACAACACAUACCUUCAAGCUCUUCACACCCGUCCCCCUGUGCUAA
Molecule: messenger RNA, 813 nt
Organism: Gymnogyps californianus (California condor)
Lineage: Eukaryota; Metazoa; Chordata; Aves; Accipitriformes; Cathartidae
Gene: SPMIP6
Product: chromosome Z C9orf24 homolog
Cellular component (GO): manchette; perinuclear region of cytoplasm
Molecular function (GO): alpha-tubulin binding
Source: RefSeq, a predicted model, not a curated record